Messenger RNA from Stylonychia lemnae, 3948 nucleotides. NCBI's taxonomy places the organism in Eukaryota, Ciliophora, Spirotrichea, Sporadotrichida, Oxytrichidae. The record is from the annotation of a GenBank genome assembly.
AUGCAGAAAGACAGUUCAGCCAAGAUGAAAUCAGCAAUGAAAAAUACCAAGGGAAAGGAUAAAGCAGAUAGUUCUUAGACUGAUGAAUCAUUUUGCUCGUUGUUCAAAGCUAAGUACACAGAUUAAGAUCAGUAAAAGCAGAACAUAGACAAGCGAAGAUUACUCAUGCCAAUCAAGUCAGAAUAAAAAUUACAAAUGGAGGACAUCAAGAUAAAUAGUGACAUUUAAUCUAAUUUGGCACUGCCUUUAAGUCCUUCAACUGAUUCCUUUAGAGGUAAGAGUACUAAUUACAGAUCAGAGCCUUCUCAUUAACAGCUAAUUGUCAUCACUGAGGAGUCAUUGGAUGAUUGGCUAGCAUAAUCCAUAAACUUAGACAUUAAAAAUAUGCCUGCUCUUAGAAAGCUGAAUCUCCCAUAAUAGACUAAAGACAUUUUGUAAAAAUAUGAACCAAAAAGAAAAGCACAGUACUCUUAAAUACCUUCAGUCGUUAAGAGCUACAUAGACUAAAAUAACUAUUCUUAGCAAGCCAUUAAUCAGAAUAAUCAUUAAUUUUCCAAAUUUACCCAAUCUGUUCAACAAAGUCAUCAACAAUCUCGGAUGACUACAGAAAGAACUGAUUUUACUCCUUCAUUGAGAUUAGCAAUGGAUGAUAAAAAUAUAGUCAGCUAUAGAUCUUAGAAUUCCUAGGUUUAAGUUGUUGAUUAACUUUAAAUGGCUCAGAUAUCAAGCAGAUGGUCAAAUCCUUCUAUGAUUACUCCAAGAGGAUUUAUGUUUACACCAGAAUAAUUGAACAGCCAGCAUCUAGUCUCAGUCGUCGACCAAAUUGAAUAGUAAAAAGCUCUGACUCAUAAAAUAAACAAAAGAGUUGUGUAGACUAUGAAAAGAUAAGCGAUCACUGAAAACGCCUAGAUCAGAUCAAAGUCUUAAAUAAACUCAAACAACGAUCACUCUCCAACUAGAGUUAAAACAUCAUCAUCUCCGCUCAUCAAAUUUAGGAAUAAUUCAAGAUAAAGAAAUUUAGCCGCUCUACAUAAUUACCAAACCUAUUAGGAUGAUGUUAGCUUUAGGAAGCUGAAGGUAUUUGAUCACAAGCAGCAUUAAGACUUUAAUUUCAAGAGUAUAAGUGAGUUAAAUGACGCUCAGAAACAGGAAAGGUACAUUGCAAAGAUAAAGCAUGAUAACUACAAAGUGCCAUAGUUAGGCAAAAACUAAGAAAUGUACUAUACUCAGGACAGAAGGACAAGUCUUAUUAAUCCCUAUACUUCUUCUCACAAAUCAUCGAGUUUGAUUAUUAAGAAUCCAAGCGUCAUAAAGAAGAACUCCUAGUAUCAGACUAAGCUUUCAAGAAUUAUAUAGAUGCAGAGCAAGACAGAAACAGAUAGGAUUAAGGCACUUAAAGAACAGAUAAGCUUUCAAAGCUAUGCUUAAAACAGGUAGUCAGUUUAAGAGGAAAUUCAUCUAGUAUCGAAUCAAAAUGAAAUAUCUCAGAGUUAUAUGAAAGAUGAAUUGCCUUUAAUCAACAGAGCCAUUGAUAUAAUUCCUUAAAUAAAUCCAUAUCAAAAUGCAGCUAGCAAUCAGUUAUCUAGAAAUACUUCUGAUAAGUCAAAGAUGAUGAAUUCUGCAACAUAAUCCCCAAUGAGGAGUAAUUUGCAAGGCUACUAUAAAAAUGCAAUUGGAUUGGUAAAAAAAGACUCAACUUUAUCAGCAAGGCAUCUUAGCUUUAAUCAGUCAAAUAUCUUGUAAACCUAAAGAGAGGGCAGCACGAAGUCUUAAAAGAGAAUAGAGAAGCCUGUCUCUGUGUUUAGGGAUUCAAAUUUUUGGCUGCAUAAAGCUUUUAAUUUUUAGAAAGAUGGAAAAUUCAAUAGUAGUAUUGACUCGCUCAACAAAGCUAUUGCACUUGAUUUCACCAACAUGCAAGCUCAUUUGAACUUAGCAGGUAUGUUAUACUAAAUAAAGAAGUAUGACCAGAGUACUAGAGUUUAUGAUAACAUCAUUGCUUAGCAUGAGGCAUUAAAUGAUGAUGAGAGCUUUGAAAGUGCUCUCUAUGGAAAAGUGUUAUGCUAAGUAAGAUUGGAAAACUAUGAGAGAGCUAUUGAUGAAUAUGAGUCACUAGAGAAAGCAUUUCCUAGAUACACAGAUCUAGACUGUAUUAGAGCCAACAAGCCUUAAUACUUGUACAUCAAAGCAGUAAUUUUAAGGAAGCUGUAGAGAUUUGAAGAAGCUUCGAGGUAUUAUGACUACCUCAGACAGGAAGAGUUCUCUUUUUCUUCAAAUCAACAGUCCAUCGACUCGGAAUCAAUCAGCGAUCCAUACAAACUGCUAAAUAGGAGGUGUUUGGAAUUCCUAAGAACUAAGAUUCCUGAGUAUGAGCCACCUUAAACAUUGGGUUCUAUCAUUACUUCAAGAUUCAUUUUAGAUGAUGGCUGGCUGUUUGAUAAGAUUGAGGACACAGCCAAACUGCUUUCAAAGCUCAGCUUUUUCUGCAGAUUUAACAGAGAGCAGAUUGUUCAUUUUAUGAAGAAACUAAAAAUUCAGACGUACUAGGCUGACGACAUCGUUUAUUUGGAGGAUGAUCUAGUGAGAAUUGUAAUUGAUGGGUAGUUAUAGAUGAUAUCUUAUAAGGCUAGUGUAAGUGAACCUCAGGUCAUUGCUAAUCUGUACCCAGGAGAUAUCAUUAAUUAUAGUAGGAUCGAUUAAGGUCAGUCUGUUUACUUUCAAAACUGGAUAGUGGCCAAUAAAAGCUUCAAGACCACAUCUGUAAUUGUUUGUGACAGACAAUUUUUCGACUUCAUUUGGGAUUAAUAGAACACGAAUAACAAUAAAAUUAUUUAUGAAACUUUGAAAAAUCACUAAGCCUUAUAAGGUGUGACUACCUAAACGCUAUAUCUUAUCGCUUUUGAACUUAUUCAAAUUAGAAAUUAUAAGCCUAGUGAGACAGUAUUGAAGCAAGCUCAUAAAUCAAAACUAAAGAAAUUUGAUAAGUACUUUUAUGGCAAUAGAAUGACUAACUAAAUGAUUGAAAGAAAUAAGCAAUAAUUCAUAGACAAGAUUAAACUUAAAAAGAAACAAAAAGUUUUCAAUCCUGACUAAAGCUAUGCAGCAUAAGAUAAGUUGUUUUAGGUUAAUAAAUUCCCAGUGUCAUAACUAGAUGCCACAGCAAAUACUAAUCCUUAAUCCAUCCAUUAGGAAUCUAGAAUCAGCUUGAAUGCCUUUAAAAAGACUGAGAGUUUGAUUGAUCAACUUACCAAUCAAAACCCUAUAGUAAGAGAUCUGAUAUCCCGAAGAAAUUCUAAAGAGCAACUCUCAGUUGAUACAAAUCUUCAAAUUGAGACCAACAAGGAGAUGUAUUAGUAAAAAUUACAACUUAAGUCUGAAAAGGAUAAAAUAUAGUACCUGAUAGAGAGUGUUUUCAAAAGGAACAUGGAAAUACUCAAUCAUUAUCUAGAAACGUUCAAAAUAGAUGAUGCUGAAGAUGGUUUGUAUAUUUUAGAUGAAGGGCAAUGCAUUGUAAAGCCAACUAUUGAUAAGACAGACAAAUCUGAUAUUUAAAAACCUAAAUGUUGUCAUUGGAAAAAUCACAUCAAAGGCAAAGAUCAAAGUGAAGCGAAUCAGGAAGAAGGCUAAGUUAACUAGAAGAAAUGUUGCGAGUAGACUAAUAAAAAUGAAUAGAAAAUACUCAAAAAGGGAGACUUCUUUGGUCUUAGUGAUUUCUUUAGAAUUAAAACUUAUAACUACUAUGGAGAUGUAAUUGCUUCUGAGGGUUCAGGUGUUAGUUGUCUCUACAUUAAGAAACAGCAUUUAGAUUAAAGAAUACCUUACUAUGACCUUGAAAAAAUUAAGAAAAAUUGUACUGAGAAGAAAAAUAUGGCUGAAGCUAGUCUAGCAUAUAGUCUCAAAUUUUCAAAACUAGCAAAUGAUUUUAUCUCCUAAUUUUAUAGUGAAAACUGA